Messenger RNA from Ceraceosorus bombacis, 1043 nucleotides. NCBI's taxonomy places the organism in Eukaryota, Fungi, Basidiomycota, Exobasidiomycetes, Ceraceosorales, Ceraceosoraceae. The record is from the annotation of a GenBank genome assembly.
AUGGCGCACGCCGCCUUCAGCCUCAAUGCGCUGAGCUUUUUCCUCGCAUUCCUCAUCGUCGACACCUUGACCUUUCCCGAUAGACCCAAGAGCGCAAAGGCUUCCUCCCUAGCGUCAUCGGCGCCAUCUCGAAGAAGUUCCUUUUCCUUUCUGAGCACGAGGCCCAAAUUCUUUCAGCCUAGACGAUCGGCUUCCGAGGAGGGCAGAUAUCUGGCCGUUCCCACAAAGUCUAUGUCCACAGGUCGAGAAAAGUCCUCUUCACAUCGUCGAUCCAGCUCGGCAUCAUCCACACUUCGCUCGUCUUCCAUCCUGGCGAGCGCUGCUCCGAGCCUAUCAUCGUGGGCCUCUUCGCUCGGUAUCACGCAGGCGUACAAGACACGCACCUCGUCGGAAGCGGAGAUCAAAGAGUUGGCCAAGCUUAGAGAAGAGCAGGAGCGCAAUAACAAGGGCACGCUGAAACACUACCAGAAGAAAAUCUUUGAGAUGCAGGUGAGAAAUCAAAUCGAAUGGAAUCUGUACGGCAUGUCAGAGUACGAACUGCCUUGACUGACAAGAGCGCUCUCGUCACGCUACGCAAACAGGUCGCAAAGGCUCUCUCCCUGCAGCCUUUCAUCAAAUUCAUCCUGGUGCUCCUGCUUGUGGGCUUGAUAGCAACCAUGCUGCUUUUCGCCUUUACUGGGGCCGACUUGCGUUCAUGGAUAGCAGAGACUCUGAUCGCCGAUCCAGCGCGCAUCACCGUCUCCAACCUGCGUUCAUGCUUUUCUCAACUCGCUUCCAAAGCGGGCUUUCUGCAACAGCACCAUGAGCGCACGAAUCCCACAACGGCCACUUCAUCCUCGGCGCACACGUUGGGCUCUUUUCAUCUCCAACCCUUCUCUUCAUGGAACGUCGGAAGGUUGACAGCACGGCUCUUGCCUCGAGCUUCUGCGCCCAAACCUUCCGGACUCGCGGCUCCCGUGGCAGCUGCAGUCGACGCAGUCAGGCCUGGUACCAAAGUCGUUCUCAAAGCUUGGUCCAUGGUCAAAGAUUCUCUCUCAAUAUGA